Pecten maximus is the source of this 417-nucleotide messenger RNA. RefSeq names its product piggyBac transposable element-derived protein 4-like. The record is from RefSeq and is a predicted model, not a curated record. The transcript has a single exon. NCBI's taxonomy places the organism in Eukaryota, Metazoa, Mollusca, Bivalvia, Pectinida, Pectinidae. The annotation marks the transcript as partial.
AUGCAAAAUAUUGCCAUUUUUCUCAAUAAUGAACUGGCUCGCGCGUUCCUUGUACCUUGCCCAAAACUGAUUGCAGACUACACUUCUCAUAUGGGUGGUGUAGACAAGGCGGAUCAAUACCUUCAGUAUUAUUCAUUUAACCACAAAACAAGGAAAUGGACAGUGAAGGUGUUCUUUCGUCUGCUGGAGAUAAUGAAGCUGAAUGCUUAUCAGCUGUUUCUUCAAAGUCCUCACCACCUUCCCGGACAAGGAAAGCAGCAGCUCUCAUUCCUGCAGUUCACCCAAAGCAUCAUAAAGGGACUGGUGGGUGGAUUCACCUCUGGUGCCAGGAAAGGAAGACCAUCUCUGCUGCCCUUGGCUGAUCGCCUUACACAGCGCCAUCUACCUGGGACACUACCAUCUCGGUCAUGGUGUCAU